UCCCUCACACUGGCCAGAGCGGAGAUGGCGGCGACGGCGGCGGCGGCGGCCCGAGCGGUGUUUUUGUCCGCGGCGCGGAAGCAGCUCUGGGGUUUCUCCAAGAGGCUCUUGGUCGGAGGCCCUGCAAGGCAGUCAUUAAAUUUUGGAGGAAACAGAUUGAGAAGUACACAGGCUGCUACACAAGUUUUUCUGAAUGUUCCUGAAACGAGAGUAACCUGUUUGGAGAACGGACUCAGAGUGGCCUCUGAAGACUCUGGGCUCUCAACAUGCACAGUUGGGCUUUGGAUUGAUGCUGGGAGUCGAUAUGAAAAUGAGAAGAAUAAUGGAACAGCUCACUUUCUGGAACAUAUGGCUUUCAAGGGCACCAAAAAGAGAUCCCAGUUAGAUUUGGAACUUGAGAUUGAAAACAUGGGUGCUCAUCUCAAUGCCUAUACCUCCAGAGAGCAGACUGUAUAUUAUGCCAAAGCAUUCUCUAAAGAUUUGCCAAGAGCUGUAGAAAUUCUUGCUGAUAUAAUACAAAACAGCACAUUGGGAGAAGCAGAGAUUGAACGUGAACGUGGAGUGAUCCUUAGAGAGAUGCAGGAAGUCGAAACCAAUUUACAGGAAGUUGUUUUUGAUUAUCUUCAUGCCACAGCUUAUCAAAAUACUGCACUUGGACGGACAAUUUUGGGACCAACUGAAAAUAUCAAAUCUAUAAAUCGUAAGGACUUAGUCGAUUAUAUAACCACACAUUAUAAGGGACCAAGAAUAGUUCUUGCUGCUGCUGGAGGAGUUUCCCAUGAUGAACUGCUUGAAUUGGCGAAGUUUCAUUUUGGUGACUCUUUGUCCCCAGACGAAGGAGAAAUACCAGCUCUGCCUCCCUGCAAAUUCACAGGAAGUGAGAUCCGAGUGAGGGAUGACAAGAUGCCUUUGGCACACCUUGCAAUAGCUGUUGAAGCUGUCGGUUGGGCACAUCCAGAUACAAUCUGUCUCAUGGUUGCAAACACAUUGAUUGGCAACUGGGAUCGCUCCUUUGGAGGAGGAAUGAAUUUAUCUAGCAAGCUGGCCCAGCUCACCUGUCAUGGCAACCUCUGCCAUAGCUUCCAGUCUUUCAACACUUCCUACACAGAUACAGGAUUAUGGGGAAUCUACAUGGUUUGUGAACCAGCCACUGUUGCAGACAUGCUCCAUGUUGUUCAAAAAGAAUGGAUGCGACUCUGUACAAGUGUCACUGAAAGUGAAGUUGCACGAGCCAAAAAUCUUCUGAAAACAAACAUGUUGCUGCAACUUGAUGGUUCCACUCCCAUCUGUGAAGAUAUUGGUAGGCAGAUGUUAUGCUAUAAUAGAAGAAUUCCCAUCCCUGAGCUUGAAGCAAGAAUUGAUGCUGUAAAUGCUGAGACAAUUCGAGAAGUAUGUACCAAAUAUAUUUAUGAUAAGAGUCCAGCUGUUGCUGCUGUUGGUCCCAUUGAGCAGCUACCAGAUUUUAACCAGAUUCGCAGUAACAUGUGUUGGCUUUGUGAUUAAGUUUCUUAAUAAAAAUAUUUUGAACACAUA
Phacochoerus africanus (Common warthog) is the source of this 1533-nucleotide messenger RNA. RefSeq names its product peptidase, mitochondrial processing subunit beta (gene PMPCB). The transcript is spliced from 13 exons. The record is from RefSeq and is a predicted model, not a curated record. Bases 25 to 1503 code for a protein of 492 amino acids. NCBI's taxonomy places the organism in Eukaryota, Metazoa, Chordata, Mammalia, Artiodactyla, Suidae. Gene Ontology annotation, cellular component: mitochondrion. Gene Ontology annotation, molecular function: metalloendopeptidase activity; metal ion binding.